UAAUUCAACACACCCCUUUUAAACUGAUAUUUUCCUACGUACUUUGAAGCAGUGAUUUUUAAUUUUUCAAGUAAAUCUUAUAAAAAAGUCCAAUAAUGGACUUACAGCAACUUGAGGAAGAAGCGCGUCAAGCAGCGCUAAAAGAAAUAAAGAAUAUGCUGCAACGUCCAGGUCAACUAGAAAAAGUGGAUCAAUUUCGUCAUCGUGUUGCACGAAAAAAAGCUUCAGUAGAGGCUUUACUGAAAACGGGUAUGCAAAAUCAACUGGAUGGUGUGCGAGUGGGUUUAAAACAAUUAGAAACAUGUCUGCAGGAUGUUAAAGAAGUUCGUCAGCGUAUGCAAGAGGUGGAUCGUUUGUUGGAGGGAGUACCCGAUAUAUAUGAUGCACUGGAGGUAGUACGCGAAGAGAAUACGAAACAUUCACAGUAUGCUACGGCAAUGGAAAAUCUUAAGCACAUAUUCAAUGUCGAAGCAAGUGUUUCAAAAACAAUGAAUCUCAUUGAUGAGGAUAAGUUAUUAAAUGCACACCAGUGUCUCGCCGAUUUGGAAAAUUCCCGUGAUGAUUUGUUAUAUGAAUUGCAUAAACAACCCAAACAACAUGCUUCCGAUAAAAUCACGCUAAAACGACAUUUUGAGACAGUGGAUAACGUCUCGCAGGCGCUUGAAAAAAAAUUACGUCUCAUACUAAGUCGAACGUUAAAUACAGUUCGCAAGGAACCUACUGUUAUAGUAACUGCCUUGCGUAUAAUCGAACGAGAGGAGAAGAAUGAUCAAUUCGCUUUGCAACAACAGAAAGUUACAGGUUUCUUACCGCCCGGCCGACCAAAGAAAUGGCGUGCCAUGGCAUUGAAUAUAUUGCAGGAAGCUGUAGUUACACGUAUAGAAGGUUCAAAAUUGGAGGAGCGUGCUGAUAAUAAAAUGUGGCUGGUACGCGAUCUCGAAAUUUUACGUCAAAUAAUUUUGGAGGAUUUAAGAGUUGUAAAAUCAUUAUGCGUACCCUGUUUUCCACCACAUUACAAUAUCUUCAACGAAUAUGUGAAAAUGUACCACGAAGGGCUCUCCUCUUAUCUCGAUAAUAUUGCGAAAUCUGGCCUCGAAGGUAAUGAGUAUGUAUCAAUGCUCUCGUGGGUAAUGAAUACGUAUCCCGGUGUGGAACUGAUGUCACAUCCUGACCUUAGAGUCGACAUACAACAAGUUGUUGGACCUUUAUUACGUCCUGAACAUCUGAAAUCUCUGGAAGAUGAGUACUUGCGUAAUAUGCAAAGAAACUAUCAAGAAUGGAUGACCAAAACGGCGGACACAGAAAAACAAGAGUGGUUUUCCGAUCAACCGCCUGAACAGGAGCAAUACUAUCAUACGUCAGCGCCAGUUAUUAUCUUCCAAAUGAUCGAUCAACAUUUACAAGUGACUAACACAAUACACUCCGAAUUAACAUUUAAGGCAUUGGUGAUGAGUAUUCAGCAAGUGGAGGUUUUCGGACAGUCCUAUUUAAAAAAUGUUAUCGAAUUGAAGGAACAUCAUUUCCGUAACCGUGAUCAAAUCAAGUAUUUCACACACUAUAUAAUAACGAUUGUUAAUAAUAGCCAACAGAUGGUUGAGUUGGCACAGCAAAUGAAGCAGUUGUACUGGCCUAAAUCUCGUACCGAACAUUAUGAAGAUUUUGAAAAAUUAUUAACUACAUUCCAGCGUAUUCGGGCACAUGCCACCAAUUAUUUACUCGAAGAAGCUUUCCUCGAUAUGGAAUGCCACUUCAAUGAUUUGUUCACUUUGAAAUGGCUGGGGUCCACAAUUUCCGUGGAUACCAUAUGCGUAACGUUAUUGGAUUAUUUCCAGGAUUAUAAACACUUGCGUCCUAUUAACUUUGAAAUGGUAAUUAAUGAGGCACAAAAACUACUUGCAAAACGUUAUAUACGUGCCUUACUAUCUAAACGUUUAUCGAAAUCCAAAAGCGAAUGUGAAGCAAUCACAACGAAAAUCAAACAGGAGGCAAAACGUUUUAAGCAAUGCUUUGAGAAGAUCGCACCAAAUUUAGCCAUGAGUGAUAGUCCAUUAGAUUUGAUUUCAACACUCUCAGAAUUACUAUCUGCUGAUAUUGAAUUACUUGUGCUGGAUCUACAUACACUUCUGGGCAAUUAUCCUUCCUUCAGUGAAGAUCAUAUUGUGCGUUUGUUCUAUUUGCGUAACGAUGUAAAGGCCAGUGAAGUACGCGAAAAGAUACAAGAUGCUACAAAAUCGAAGAAGGCGAUGGUGAGCAUAGCGAAACAAGAUUGCAUAUUCAAGGAGAUUGUUUUCAAUGAUAAAUUGUGGUAAACUAUUAUAUUUUAUUUAUAAUAUACAAAUAUGCAUACUAUUUAAUAUGCAAGCACGUAGAUAAUAAAAUUAUAAUAAAGUAUUAAAUUCAUCUUUCGUAGACAUCUGGUUUUAUUUUGACAUUUGCUCAUUGUUAGAUAAGGCUCUGAAUAUUUGUCUUGUUCUCAUUUAAUUUAAUUCUAAAUAAUUUUCAUUAACAUCAAAAGAUACCAAAACCCUACUAUUUUGAGGCAUCGACAAUUCCUCAAUUUUGAUUUGCUAGAUUUUCGUAAUGCCCGUCGGGUGGCAACGUUUUGUAUUUUAUGAAGAAAAUUAUGAAGUGUGAGGUUUUCGUAGUCUUGCUGGAUGAGACAAGGAAAUUGUCGUGAAUAGGAAAAGUGAACUUAUUUUUAAUUGCGAAGAAAUCACUAUCAAUAGUGGAAACGACCGAUUUGAAUAAUUUGUUAAAUAAUUUACGAAGUGUAUGUACCUUUUGGCUGAAGGGAUAUAAUAUAUAAAAUAUAUGUGAGCUCAAUUUUGUGAAAUUAUUACGUGUGUUGCGAGGUAUUAGUGUACGUGAAAAAAUGUGUUAAGCGAAGAAGAGGGAAAAGGCAACAAUACAUUUUGUACAUUAAUAAUAGUUUAUUUGCUGAUAUUAAUGGGAGAAGACAUUAUAAAUGCGUGUUGUGACGUAUAAAUGAGUUUUUUUUGGCCCCUUAAUAUGAGGGGCCAAAGUUAAAGGUGAAAGCAAUGAAGAAAUUUGAGGCUCCUUAACGAAUAUAUCCGCUAAUCAGCAAAUAAGGAAAAAAAAUUAAAGAAGAGACAAAGCAACGAGAUAAAAUAAGUAAAAAUAAGAACAACAACAACAACAGAAGGUGAUUAAUCGUGCUGCUUGUAGUGCCUGUUCAGUGUGAAACAAUUACAAAUUGUCAAAGUGCUGCCAGGCAGGCAUACUUUUUUAAUUUUUAACACAAAUAAACUAGAAAAAUUUGAAACUUGAUAAAUCAAAAACAAAAUAAAAACAAACCUACGAACGACGACCAUCAUAGACCAAUUCUGCUGCGCAAUUUCAAAAU
Molecule: messenger RNA, 3364 nt
Organism: Zeugodacus cucurbitae (melon fly)
Lineage: Eukaryota; Metazoa; Arthropoda; Insecta; Diptera; Tephritidae
Product: exocyst complex component 3
Exons: 3
Coding region: 96-2309 (737 amino acids)
Biological process (GO): exocytosis; exocyst localization
Cellular component (GO): exocyst
Molecular function (GO): SNARE binding
Source: RefSeq, a predicted model, not a curated record